This is a messenger RNA of Triplophysa dalaica, 720 nucleotides long. Its product is annotated as ETS domain-containing transcription factor ERF. Gene Ontology annotation, molecular function: sequence-specific DNA binding; DNA-binding transcription factor activity, RNA polymerase II-specific. The record is from RefSeq and is a predicted model, not a curated record. The transcript is spliced from 5 exons. NCBI's taxonomy places the organism in Eukaryota, Metazoa, Chordata, Actinopteri, Cypriniformes, Nemacheilidae. Gene Ontology annotation, cellular component: nucleus. Gene Ontology annotation, biological process: cell differentiation; regulation of transcription by RNA polymerase II. The coding region runs from base 1 to 720 and encodes 239 amino acids.
AUGUAUCUGACUGUGUGGUUCCAGGAACAUUCCAGAGAGUCUGUUAAGUUAUCUCUAGUGCAAUUGUGGCACUUCCUAUUAGAGCUGCUGGGGCACGAUGAGGGCGGAGCUAUUGCAUGGGGCAGCGAGUGGGGAGAGUUUGUGAUCAGAGAUCCGGAGAGAUUGGCUAAACUGUGGGGGGAGAGGAAGGGCAAGCCGCACAUGAAUUACGACAAACUCAGCAGAGCUUUAAGGUAUUACUAUAAUAAGCGAAUUUUGCACAAGACCAAAGGUAAACGUUUUACCUACAAGUUUAACUUCAGCAAACUAAUCUUAGUGAAUUAUCCAAGUCUUCCAACCUGCCCACAGAUUACAGCACCCGUCCCAUUCUCAAUGUUUUCCUCUCAUUUGUCAGUCAACAAGCCUUCUGUUGACAUGGCAGAUGUGCAGCCAAUUUCUCAUCCUCUUCUCCUCCCCUACUGCUUCCCAAAACCUCUCCACUUUCCCCAGGCACAUCCGAUCCAGAGGCAGUUUCCCCUUUUUUCUGCGCCGUCUAACUCAGGGACUAACCUAUCAGAGUUCUCCUGCCUUUCACCGGUCAACCCCACCAUACAAUUUACCCAAACCUUCAAUCACUGGCCAAUUAAAAGUAACACAGAGUGGCCUCACAACAGAGUCGUUGGAUCACGAAAAGACAGAGGCAAGGCAAUGACAAAAAAUGCAUCUCCUGAGACCACUUAG